AUGUCUUUUGUCAAGAACUUGUUAUUUGGUGGUGUUAAGACCAGUGAGGACCCAACAGGCGUAACAGGCGGACCAAACGAGCAGAAACAGGGGAAAAACACGGAACCUGUGGUCGAGGGCAAGUUCUAUCCACGCACACUGUACAAGUUCAAUGGGCAUGACGACGAGAAGAUCUUCUUGGCUAUCAAAGGUAAGGUUUUUGACUGCUCGCAGGGCAGACAGUUUUACGGUCCCAGUGGCCCGUACUCGAACUUUGCGGGCCACGACGCAUCCAGAGGUCUUGCAACCAAUUCUUUCGAUCUCGAUACCUUGAGACACUGGGAUCAACCAAUGGACGACCUUGCAGAUCUGACAAAGGAAGACAUGGAAGCGUUGGAUGGCUGGCUUGAGCAUUUCGAGAAAAAGUAUCCAUGCAUUGGGACGCUGGUGCCAGAGCCAGGUGUAAACUGCUAA
Molecule: messenger RNA, 453 nt
Organism: Lachancea meyersii CBS 8951
Lineage: Eukaryota; Fungi; Ascomycota; Saccharomycetes; Saccharomycetales; Saccharomycetaceae
Source: the annotation of a GenBank genome assembly